This is a messenger RNA of Asparagus officinalis (garden asparagus), 1698 nucleotides long. Its product is annotated as lysosomal Pro-X carboxypeptidase-like. Gene Ontology annotation, molecular function: dipeptidyl-peptidase activity; serine-type exopeptidase activity. The record is from RefSeq and is a predicted model, not a curated record. The coding region runs from base 1 to 1668 and encodes 555 amino acids. The transcript has 12 exons. Gene Ontology annotation, biological process: proteolysis. Lineage: Eukaryota; Viridiplantae; Streptophyta; Magnoliopsida; Asparagales; Asparagaceae.
AUGGGUAUCCUGAAGCCUAUUCUCUUUGUUCAGGUCCUUCUCAUCUCUCUCUUCUCAUCCUCUCACUCUCUACUCCCUAGUCGGCAUCAUUUUAGACAUCACCAUCAUCCUCAUUCCCAUAUCGUAAAUGGCAGCUAUCACAUAAAACACUUCACUCAAAACUUAGACCAUUUUGAUUAUACCCCUGAGAGUUACAGAACUUUUCAACAAAGAUAUCUCAUCGACACCACGUGUUGGGGUGGCGCAAAGAAAGGAUCUCCAAUAUUUGUGUUCAUUGGAGAUCAAGAAGAUAUUCAGCACACUGCGGGGACCAAGGGUUACAUGUUUGAGAUCAAUAAAGUUUUUAAAGCUAUGGUGGUCUUCAUUGAGCAUAGGUAUUAUGGGAAAUCAAUUCCUUAUGGUAGCAAAGAGGUGGCAUAUAAAAAUUCAACCACAUUGGGAUAUUUGAAUACAAGACAAGCCCUUGCUGAUGUGGCAACAUUGGUCACUGAUUUGAAGAAGAAUGUGAGUGCAUUAGACUCUCCUGUGGUGGUAUUUGGAAGUGGAUAUGCAGGAAUUAUGGCUACAUGGUUCAGAUUGAAGUAUCCUCAUGUGGCUCUUGGAGCCUUGGCUUCAUCUGCUCCAAUCCUUGACUUUGAUAAUAUGGUUUCUCCUCACAGUUUUACUGACAUUAUCACAAAAAACAUCAAGUCGGAGAGCGAAAGCUGCUACAAAACUAUAAAGAAAUCAUGGGGUGAAUUUGAGAAGAUACUCAAACAAAAUGGUGGGGGUGAUAAGCUAUCCAAAUCGUUUAAGAUAUGCGCUCCUCAUCCAAUCAAAGAUGAUCUCCAUGACAAAUUGUUUGGUCUCAUUGAACUCGCUUUGAUAUAUUCUUCGUUAUCGGAUUAUCCAUAUGAAUCCCACAUCCACACUCCUCUUCCUCCUUUUCCCGUGAAAAGGAUGUGUGAGGUUAUUGAUUAUCCUAAAGGAGCUAGAGACACUGCAUCAAGAAUACUAGGCGCACUAAAUAUAUUCUACAAUCACACAGGAAAAUCUCCAUGUUUCAAUCUUACCUCCGAGAGUAAGUCCAGUGGUAUCCAAGGAUGGAAGUGGCAGGGAUGUACUGAACUGGUUGAGCCAUCAAUAAAGAACAAGAAUGAUAGCAUUUUCCCUCCUCACACAGGAAAAUCUCCAUGUUUCAAUCUUACCUCCGAGAGUAAGUCCAGUGGUAUCCAAGGAUGGAAGUGGCAGGGAUGUACUGAACUGGUUGAGCCAUCAAUAAAGAACAAGAAUGAUAGCAUUUUCCCUCCUGACUACAAGCACCAACACAAGCAAAAAAGCUCUGAUUGUCCCAAGGACGUGAAGCCUCGGCCUCAUUCUAUCACUACAGAGUUUGGUGGUCAUGAUUUGAGGAGGGUACUGAAGCGGUUUGGCAGCAACAUCAUCUUCUAUAACGGGAAAAGGGAUCCGAUUAGUGCCGGAGGUGUUUUGGAGUCUAUUUCUAAGAGCAUUGUUGCCAUUGUUGCACCAGAAGGUGCCCAUGAAGCAGACCUCCUGUAUCCUAAAAAGGAAGAUGCAGAAUGGCUUGAAAAAGUUAGAAACAAGGAGGUCAAGAUUAUACAAAAAUGGCUUGAAGAGUAUUAUAACGAUGACAAUGAUAAUGAUGACAAUAAUCAAGAUGACGACUAAUUAAGGCAGCUCGGAGUUAAUUUCAUCUGA